Messenger RNA from Synchiropus splendidus (mandarinfish), 5732 nucleotides. RefSeq names its product SH3 and PX domain-containing protein 2A-like. The transcript has 14 exons. Bases 159 to 3434 code for a protein of 1091 amino acids. The record is from RefSeq and is a predicted model, not a curated record. Gene Ontology annotation, molecular function: superoxide-generating NADPH oxidase activator activity; protein binding; phosphatidylinositol binding. Gene Ontology annotation, biological process: superoxide anion generation. Lineage: Eukaryota; Metazoa; Chordata; Actinopteri; Syngnathiformes; Callionymidae.
UUACAAGGAGUUCAGAAGCUCUCCGACCCUGCAUGGAUGCGCCCCGUGACAUUGCGUUUCUGUCAUCGCUGAACUCUUGGAUCAUUUUUAAAGCGCUCAAGUUGAUGUCGUUUCCAUGGGUAGCGUCUAAAAACGGUGUUUGAAGGAAACCUGUCGAGAUGCAGCUGCGAACGGUGCUUGACGUGAACGUCGUGGAUGUUCAGAAGCGAAGGAAUCCCUCCAAACACUAUGUGUAUCUUAUCAACGUCUCCUACUCUGACUCCACUUCACAUGUCAUCUACAGGAGAUACAGUAAAUUCUUUGACCUACAGAUGAGAAUUCUGGACAAAUUCCCAAUCGAAGGAGGGCAGAAGGAUCCUAAAAAGCGGAUCAUUCCGUUCCUACCAGGUAAAGUUUUGUUUCGGAGGAGUCAUAUCAGAGAUGUGGCUGUGAGGCGACUGAAGCACUUGGACAACUACUGCAAAGCUCUUUUGAAACUUCCCUCCCACAUUUCCCAAAGUGAGGAGGUUUUGAAGUUCUUUGAAACCAAUGCAGAGGAUCUCAACCCUCCCACUGAAGACUGCGGCGGCUCUGGCAAGAGAAAAUCAGGAUUGGACUCCUCGGACCCAAUGCUUCUGGAGCAAUACGUGGUGGUGGCAAAUUAUGAGAAACAGGAGCCAGCCGAGAUCAGCCUGCAAGCGGGCGAGGUGGUCGACGUCAUCGAGAAGAGCGAGAGCGGUUGGUGGUUUGUCAGCACCGCUGAGGAGCAGGGUUGGGUCCCCGCUACUUAUCUAAACUCCCACAGUGGUACACGAGACGACCUGGAGCUCGGCGCCUCGAAAACCGGGGAAGUUACUAAGCGACAUAAGUCUCACCUGAAGAGACUGGACCGGAGAUGGACGCUGGGCGGGGUCAUCAGCCGGCAGCAGAGCCGAGAGGAGAAGUAUGUGACAGUGCAGCCGUACGCCAGCCAGGGCAAGGAUGAGAUGACCUUUGAGAAGGGAGCCAUAGUUGAGGUGAUCCAGAAGAACCUGGAAGGCUGGUGGUUCAUCAGGUACCAGGAUAAGGAGGGCUGGGCUCCGGCUUCUUACCUGAAAAAGAUGAAGGACGACCUCUCGCCCAGGAAAAAACCUGCCACUGGUCCGGUGGAGAUCAUUGGCAACAUCAUGGAGAUCAGCAACCUGCUCAACAAGAAGACCCUGAGUGAGAAAGAUGUUCAGACAGAAGAGGUAUCAGAGAGCCCCCAAGUGGCCAGGAAGGAGAUCAGUCUGCCAAUCCUGCGAGCCGAAUCCUGCCCCACCAAUUCUCCACAGGAAGGGAAAGCAAAAGCGGAACAACCUUCACCGGCUAUAGCUCGCAUCGCACCUCACAGGGUGGAGAUUGGUUCGCCAGUACUCAGGCAAAAACCACCCCCACGCAGGGAUGCUACUCUGGGGUUGCAGUUACCCUCUCCACCAGAGCCCCCUACAGUUGAAGCAGAGUACUACACCAUUGCAGAGUUCCAAUCGUGCAUAUCUGAUGGCAUUAGCUUCAAUGGAGGACAAAAGGCGGAGGUGAUCGAGAAGAACUCCGGAGGAUGGUGGUAUGUCCAGAUUGGCGAGAGAGAGGGGUGGGCUCCCUGUUCCUACAUUGAUAAACGCAAAAAGCCCAACCUGAAUCGCAGGACCAGCACACUGUGUCGCCCAAAGGUUCCUCCUCCAGCACCCCCUGUCAAAAAAAACGACUCAGUGGAAACCGCCCCGCCCAGCAGCCCUGGGUCUGAAGCUCCAGAGUCACCGGUCUCUCCUGGGAGACCGGUGUAUGAAGAGCCAGAGUAUGACGUCCCUGCCAUCGGCGAUCUGGAUUUGGAGUCUGAGUUUGAGUUUCUAAGAGGAGAAGCGUCUUUGGUGGAUGCAAAGAUUGAAGAUGCUUGCUCAGAGAAGGGGUCCUUCUUGUCCUCCAAACCUUCCCCAGCAUCGUCACUCCACAGCGCCUCAUUCAGGAUUGGCGAGUCUUCUGAGGAUGGGCACGAGGGAGAAGCGGAGGAGGAGUGCAUCUAUGAGAAUGACGGUUUCCGGCCCUUUAAAGAGACCCCAGAGCGUCAGUUCAGCAGGGAUUCUAACUCUUCCAAGACGGAACCUGAGAAGUCAGUCAGCCCAAAAUCAGGGGGUUGGAGAUCUGCGGGAAACAAGCUUAAGAUUGACUUGAAUGGGAGCACGCUGUUGACCAAGGCUGAUGAUGGGUGCAGUCCUAAAUCGGCCUCUACUGAGUCCACCAUAGACCUGCUUAGAACAAAGAAAGACCAGGAGGAAAGCAAAGCGUCUCCCGUGACAAGGUCGUCCUCUAAAUUGAAACCAGUGGUAAGACCAAAACCACAAAUGGCUAAGACGUCCAGCGCGGAGAAGAUGGACAUCAGCACGUUGAGAAGACAGUUGAGACCUACAGGGCAGCUGAAGAAUGGCAGUAAAGCCAGAGGCGAGGACUCUGAGACGGCCUCUGUCAUCUCCUCAGAAGAUUCCUUCUCCUCUCAGAGUACCUCAUCUGAUUUCUCAUCCAUCUACUCCAAAGGCAGCCGAGGGGACUCUGACCUAGAGAACUGUGUCAUUUACCGCACCACAGACCCGUACGAGAAAGUCCAGGACUCUGAGAUCAGCUUCCCUGCUGGAGUGGAAGUGGAGGUGGUGGAGAAGCAGGAGAGCGGCUGGUGGUACAUCCGCUGGGCUGAUGCUGAGGGUUGGGCUCCCACCUACUAUCUGGAACCCGUCCGCCCACAAGAAGACAUUGCUGGGUCCGAGUCUGAUGGCACACCGACCAAACUUGGUAGCCUCAGUAAGUCCAACAGCCUUGAGAAGAACGAACAAAGAGUCCAGGCCAUGAACAACAUCAACCAGAGCCUCAAGAAGGUCACACCUCCCAUCCCUUCGAAGCCGCCAGGGGGUCUGUCCAAACCCAACUUCUUCUCCUCGAGAAAGCAGAACAGCCCCAAGCAGCAGCAGGUGGUCAGACCCCAGUCAGUCUUCAUAUCAGCCCCUAUAAGGGAUGGUCCGAGUCCGGUUAGCUCUCUCAGGAGGAAUGAAUCCUUGAACUCCUCCGAUCAGCCUCGAGCCAGCCCCACAGUGCGACGUAAUGCCUCGUUCGGUGCGGUGACCCGCAGCCUUGCACCAAACAACAUAACCCUGCCUAUCAGGAAUAGAUCCGGCACCGGGAGCUCAGAGUCCCUUGGCCUCGGGUCCUCGAACGCCUUCCACGUGUCUGCUAUGAAAGCCAAGCCACACAUCAUCCACAACAACCUGAGAGAGAUCUACGUCUCCAUUGCAGAUUACCACGGCGACGAGGAAACGAUGGGUUUUCCUGAGGGGACCAGUCUGGAGGUUCUUGAAAGAAACCCAAAUGGCUGGUGGUACUGCAAGGUUCUGGACAAUGGCAGGCCCAGGAAAGGUUGGGUUCCUUCCAAUUACCUUGAGAAGAAGCACUAAGACUCACGUGUGGAGCUGGAUGAACUCUGCACAGCCCGAGACUCGAUCUGGUACCUUCGAAAAAAAAUCCCUUCACCUGUUAAAGCAACUAGUUUACAGCUUUUAACAAUGUCUGUCACCCAAAAGAGGGACUUUCUAACUUGAAAUAGAUCUUUUCGUGUCCAGUGUCAUUUUAUUGUCAUGUCUGUAAAACGUUUUUGAAGCUUACUGCAUGUUUCAUUGAUAGCGACAAUGCCUUGAGCAGUUAACAUUUUCCUAAAAUCUUACCUGUUUCCAAAGCUACUUCCUCUAAUGCCACAUUACACUACAUGAUUUUAAUAUGUCUAAUUUCCCUGGAGCAUGAGGCACAUCUUCAGUGGACGUGUGUCAAAAAAACAAAUUACAGGCGAUGAAAUGGGAGUUUUAUGGUCUUGUUCAUGAGCAGUGAGGUGGAGAGCUGUAGUAGUGGAAUUACUGGUAAUGUCAAUGGACCUUGUGGCCUUGGUGGAUACUGAGCUGAAGAAGAAGAGUCCUCCAUGUUCCCACUCCAAUUUCCGUGUACAUAAUCCCUACGACAGAACAGGAUGAGGAGGGUUUUCAGUCUUCAGUACCUUUGUAGAAAAGGUUUGAUCUGGCAGAUCCACAGAUUAGAAGUUGUGCCCCUGCCCUACUGGGAUGUUCUGAUGGUGAGGCGAAAUGCAAACCUUUCAAGUGCAUCCAUCGGUCUGCCUUUCUUGCCUUGCCGAGGUUGUGUCGUAGAGAAGCGGCUGGCGUGAGUUUCUUUGCUGGACUGGGUGAUACAAGAGACGUGGGAACACAAUUCCUUGAGGAGAGCCAGUUGAGGUUAGAUGGGGAUUUAAGUAAGUGUCCCUGGUUUUCGGUCAUGUUCUUCAGAGCCUGGCUUGGAUAAUGGAAUGCCUCUAUAGAUGAAAACAAUGGCUUUCACCUGGAAAGAGCUCAAAGUUGAUCGGCAGUUUGCAUUUUUAAGAGCCGACUGACGUGGUCAAGGAGGAUCCACCACAUUCUAACUGCUAAGGUGUCUUGAACAGUCUACCUGUGACACGCUACAAUGGAAUCAAAUGGGUCCCCUCCUGUGGAUUUACGUUCCAACACAGUGGUUGAGGCUAGGAUGAGGAUGUGGCAUCGCAAUGUGCGUGAUGCAACUGAAUGCCUCAUGUGUUAACAUGCAACGCAAAUGACUGACAUCCAUGUCAGUCUGUGAAGGAAAAGUCCACUUGACAGUAGUCAAUCUUAGAGAGUGAGAAGACACUGCACUUCGAAUGGACCCUCGAAUGUUGUUGGAGGUUUCUCUCAUUAUUGUAUCAUCAUGGUCAUCACGAGCAUAUCGAUUACCUCAACUUGUGGUCUUAGUGGUCAGAUUUUGUGUGUUCAUUUUAGGGUUCAACCGGGCUGUGUUUGACACCUGUGUUUAACCAUGACAAAAACAUCUUGCUGAAUUUAUAAUCCAUUUUAUACAACCAUACUAAGUUGAAAAGCGGUUAUUCUCAAUAUUUUAUUAUUGCAUUAAAUUCUCUUAUAUUGUAGAAUCCCUUUGGGGUUCAUCCCUGGUUCUAGUGAUACAGACCUUAAAUCUUCUGGAGCAGUAGAGUCGGCAUAAGAAGUGGGAUUAUGGUCAGGAGACCACAGGAAGCGUGUCAUUGUGGUUGUGAAAAAGAUGUACGUGAAAAAUGCAUGGUUAAAAGAGCAUCAGUUUCAAAUGGAUUAAAAAUUAUAGAAACCAAAAGUAAAGGUAAAAGACACAUUUAAUGAUUUUUUUUUCUGUGUUAUUUAAUCGUGAGUUUUAUGUCCGUCAUUAAGAGGCAGACUCCUGUGGUCAGAAGACAUGUUGGAAGAGCGCAGUGUAAAGUGGCAUUAGCUCUAAAUUGGUGCUGUUUUAUUUUUGCAUGUUUUUACAUUUUUGUAUCUUUAUACUGUGUCACUUUUGUGAAUUAUUCUACCUUGUUAUUUUGUAACAUAGUCCAAAUGAAACAAUUCAUCAGCAUCUCUGAUCGUCUAUGUUCUCAAGUACUAUCCAAGUCAUAUUGUUUAUAUAUAUUACUUUGGCGUACAACAGGCCUUUUUUCAAGUUAAACUGUAUUUAUUCAUUUCCUUAAAAAAAUCUCAAUAUGUAAUUAAUGUUUGUAAUCCUUCGUUAUAUCCGUCAUUUCCGGGGUGAUCAUUUUUGAAACAGCUCGUCCAAUAGCCAUUAAAAAUUUCUGCUGGACAGUAAAUUUGACUUUCACAUGCAGUAUUAAAGAGAUGCUAACUAUUGUUUUAAAGUUGUGGUCAGCAAACUAAAGUGCCGAAGAAUGACUUUAA